GACGAGCAAGGGGAUGAGAAUAAGGCCCGAGGGAACUGGUCCAGCAAACUGGACUUCAUCCUGUCCAUGGUGGGGUACGCAGUGGGGCUGGGCAAUGUCUGGAGGUUUCCCUACCUGGCCUUCCAGAACGGGGGAGGUGCUUUCCUCAUCCCUUACUUGAUGAUGCUGGCUCUGGCUGGGUUGCCCAUCUUCUUCCUCGAGGUGUCGCUGGGCCAGUUUGCCAGCCAGGGGCCGGUUUCUGUGUGGAAGGCCAUCCCAGCUCUGCAAGGCUGUGGCAUUGCGAUGCUGAUCAUCUCCGUCCUCAUUGCCAUAUACUACAAUGUGAUUAUUUGCUACACACUUUUCUACCUGUUUGCCUCCUUUGUGUCUGUGCUGCCCUGGGGCUCCUGCAACAACCCUUGGAAUACUCCAGAAUGCAAAGAUAAAACCAAGCUUUUAUUAGAUUCCUGUGUGAUCAGUGACCAUCCCAAAAUACAGAUCAAGAACUCCACUUUCUGCAUGACGGCCUAUCCCAACUUGACAAUGGUUAAUUUCACCAGCCAGGCCAAUAAGACGUUUGUCAGUGGGAGUGAAGAGUAUUUCAAGUACUUUGUGCUGAAGAUUUCUGCAGGGAUUGAGUAUCCUGGUGAGAUCAGGUGGCCACUAGCCUUCUGCCUCUUCCUGGCUUGGGUCAUCGUGUACGCGUCCCUGGCUAAAGGAAUCAAGACGUCAGGAAAAGUGGUGUACUUCACGGCCACGUUCCCGUAUGUCGUGCUCGUGAUCCUCCUCAUCCGAGGGGUCACCCUGCCAGGAGCUGGAGCUGGGAUCUGGUACUUCAUCACACCCAAGUGGGAGAAGCUCACGGAUGCCACGGUGUGGAAAGAUGCUGCCACUCAGAUUUUCUUCUCUUUAUCUGCUGCAUGGGGAGGCCUGAUCACUCUGUCUUCUUACAACAAAUUCCACAACAACUGCUACAGGGACACUCUGAUUGUAACCUGCACCAACAGUGCCACGAGCAUCUUUGCCGGAUUUGUCAUCUUCUCCGUCAUUGGUUUCAUGGCCAACGAACGCAAAGUCAACAUUGAGAAUGUGGCGGACCAAGGGCCAGGCAUUGCAUUUGUGGUCUACCCAGAAGCCUUAACCAGGCUUCCCCUCUCUCCAUUCUGGGCCAUCAUCUUUUUCCUGAUGCUCCUCACUCUUGGACUUGACACCAUGUUUGCUACCAUCGAGACCAUCGUGACUUCCAUCUCGGAUGAGUUCCCCAAGUACCUGCGCACACACAAGCCGGUCUUUACUCUGGGCUGCUGUAUUUGUUUCUUCAUCAUGGGCUUUCCAAUGAUCACUCAGGGUGGCAUUUACAUGUUUCAGCUCGUGGACACGUACGCUGCCUCCUACGCCCUCGUCAUCAUUGCCAUUUUUGAGCUCGUGGGGAUCUCCUAUGUGUAUGGCUUGCAAAGAUUCUGUGAAGAUAUAGAAAUGAUGAUUGGAUUCCAGCCCAACAUUUUCUGGAAAGUCUGCUGGGCGUUUGUAACCCCAACCAUUUUAACCUUUAUCCUUUGCUUCAGCUUUUACCAGUGGGAGCCCAUGACCUAUGGCUCUUACCGCUACCCUAACUGGUCCAUGGUGCUUGGAUGGCUGAUGCUCGCCUGUUCUGUUAUCUGGAUCCCAAUUAUGUUUGUGAUAAAAAUGCAUCUGGCUCCUGGCAGAUUUAUUGAGAGGCUGAAGCUGGUGUGCUCGCCACAGCCGGACUGGGGCCCGUUCUUAGCUCAGCACCGCGGGGAGCGUUACAAGAACAUGAUUGACCCAUUGGGAACCUCUUCCCUGGGACUCAAGCUGCCAGUGAAGGAUCUGGAACUGGGCACGCAAUGCUAGUCCAAUGAUGUGGGAUGGCCCAGACUCGAUCCUGUCUUUCUUCUCUGCCUCCUCCUCACAUUCUCCCCGGCUUCCUCUUAUUCUUCUUCUUCUUUCUCACCCCCAUCUCUGUUCACAUCCGUGCAUGACAGUGGUUCUGUAGAAAAGUAGACCAUAGUGUCGCAUGCCAUAGUGAAGAGCUAGACAGACCACUUG
Carlito syrichta (Philippine tarsier) is the source of this 2046-nucleotide messenger RNA. It is a transcript of the gene SLC6A5, whose product is annotated as solute carrier family 6 member 5. Gene Ontology annotation, cellular component: membrane. The transcript is spliced from 14 exons. Gene Ontology annotation, molecular function: glycine:sodium symporter activity. NCBI's taxonomy places the organism in Eukaryota, Metazoa, Chordata, Mammalia, Primates, Tarsiidae. The record is from RefSeq and is a predicted model, not a curated record. Bases 67 to 1851 code for a protein of 594 amino acids. Gene Ontology annotation, biological process: sodium ion transmembrane transport; synaptic transmission, glycinergic; glycine import across plasma membrane.